Molecule: messenger RNA, 1377 nt
Organism: Brachypodium distachyon (stiff brome)
Lineage: Eukaryota; Viridiplantae; Streptophyta; Magnoliopsida; Poales; Poaceae
Exons: 1
Coding region: 73-1035 (320 amino acids)
Source: RefSeq, a predicted model, not a curated record
GUCAAUCCGUCUCCUUCGUCCAGAAUCGUCCUGUCCUAUCUCGCAUCCUUUUGCCACGACCAAGCACCACCCAUGGACUCUCUCCCGCCGCCCCCCUCGCUCCCGCCGUCCAGGUCAGACCCAUCUCCGCCCGCUCUCCCCUGGCCCGACCUCAUCGCCGGCGCAGCCGCCGCGACCCGCCGCCUCGUCUCCGCCCACUCACGCCACUUCCUCGCGCUCUCCGCCCUGCUCCUCCUCCCGCUCUCCCUCCUCCUCCUCUCCCUCCCGUCCCCCUUCCUCCUCCCCGCACCAUCCCCUUCCGUCUCCCUCCGAUCCCCUCGAGACUCGCGCCAGCAAACCCCCCUGCGCGCCCCCCUCCCGCUCCUCGCGCUCGCGGCGGCGCUCCUCUACCUCGCGGCCUUCGCCGCCGUCGCCACCAGCGCGCACGCGGGAUUCUUCGGCCGCCCGGUCAAGCUCCUCGCCUCGCUCCUCUCCGUGCCCGCAUCCCUCCUCCGCCUCCUCCUCACAGCCCUCCCGGCCUCCCCUCUCCUGCUAAUCCCCUUCCUCCCACUGCCCCCCGCACUCGCCACAGCUCUCGCUGCUCUCGGCGUCCUCCUGUUAUCCCCCUUCUGGUCCCUCGCAGGCGCCGCGGCCGUCGUGGAGUCCGCAUCCGGGCCCUGCUCCCCUCUGCGCCAGAGCUGCCGGCUGCUCUCCGGGGUGCGCCUCGCGGCGGUAUCCGCCUUCACGUUCUUCGCCGCCGGCGUCGGGGUCACGCUCUGGGGUUUCGGCGGGGUGGCCACCGAGACCUACGACGCCGGUGCCGGCUGGGCCGGGAUGGCGCCCGUGGUGGUGAAGGCCGUGGCCGGCACGGCGGUGCUGGCCUUGCUGAUGCUGUAUGGAAUGGUGACCAACGUCGUGCUGUAUAUGCACUGCCGUGCGAUCCAUGGGGAACUCACCGGGGAGAUUUACAACGAAUUCGCCAACUCGUAUGUCUUCCUUCCGUUUGAUGAGGGCAAGGAUCGGCAUGUCGUGUCGGUCGUCACGGUGUGGCCGUGAAUCCAUGAUUGUCAGCUGUCACGGCAGCUGGAUCAUGGGGAGUUUAUAAGCUCCAAGCGCAGUUUUGAUCACAUCAUUAUCAUAUAUGAUUGUGUGUUCAUCGCUGUUCCCCUGUGCAUAAAGUGUGUGUUCGAUUGUGCAGUUGUUAAGAUCUAAUAGUGUCUUGUUACCCUCAGACAUGCUGUGCUCUGAAGCCUGAAUCUGAACAAAAAAAGGAUCAGUUAUGUAUGUGUACACUGUUGUCUCCAUAUGAACUGAAUAAUACUAAUUAUCGUGAGGAGGAUUUACCUCAUCUGGAAAUCAUAGAGGUAGAUCAGAGAUGACUGCCCCUGUUAAAAGACA